Lytechinus pictus (painted urchin) is the source of this 4224-nucleotide messenger RNA. Its product is annotated as mucin-2-like. The transcript is spliced from 4 exons. Bases 1 to 1368 code for a protein of 455 amino acids. The record is from RefSeq and is a predicted model, not a curated record. Lineage: Eukaryota; Metazoa; Echinodermata; Echinoidea; Temnopleuroida; Toxopneustidae.
AUGGAGUUGAUCCGUUUCCAGUCUCGUGCUGGAGGAGAAUCUAGGAGGAGCAGGACAGACAGGAGGAUAGAUGAAAGCUGGAGGGUGGAGGUCUGGCUGCCAGGGGUGCCCAUGGACCUACUACUAGAGAUCGAGGCUGAAGAAAACAACACUAAUAUGAGCGCACCUCUGAAAGAGAGCCUUAUAAGGCGUGUGGUUAGACACCGAGGUAUAAAGACAGCGGGUACAAUUGCGUUUAACGAUGUUGUUCAUGAGUUAUCAGAGCAUCUCCAUAUUUCGAUUUGGACACCAGCUUACAGAGAGCUCACGAAUGAUGUCCGAAAACAUGUAACUAAUCAGAAGUAUACUACGAACAGAAAGGGAGAAAGAACCAAAAGACCGUUGUCAGAGGAGCACCAGCCCCGGGAUUCAUAUCCUAGGAAUUAUCAUCAUGAUCAUGGAGCUUCAAACAGAAACUCAACCCAAUCUUCACCAACAUGGGACGGAUCAAUGAAUCAAUCCGCUCGAGCUCCCUUCACAUCGGCCUCCCCUUUCUCCCCCUCGUCAUUUACCUGGUCCGGCGAUCACUUCACAUACAACCAUAUAUCUUCUAACCUCGCCCAACCACGCAAUCCAUCCACAACCUCAACACCGGUAAAGUCCAGAUUCGCCCCACAUCGCACCCCCUACACAUCCGUCUCAUCAACCACUUCAUUCACCCAUGCCCCACCACUCGCACGCACUCCUUCCACACCCACCACAGCACGCAGUUCAUUCACCCAUACGUCAUCACACACUUCCUCCACACCCGCCGCAACACGCAGUACAUUCACGCAUACCUCACCACGCACACGCACUCAUUCCACACCCGCGACAUCACGCAGUAAGUUCACUCAUACCUCACCACGCACACCCGUACGCACUCCAUCCACACCCGUCCUAUCUACCAGUAUAUUCACCCAUACCUCACCGCGCUCACGCACUACUUCCACACCCGCCGCAACGCGCAGAACAUUCACGCAUACUUCACCACGCACACACACUCCUUCCACAAUCGCGACAUCACGCAAUACAUUCACCCAUGCCUCACCACUCUCACGCACUCCUUCCACACCCGUCGCAACGCGCAGUACAUUCACGCAUACCUCACCACGCACACGCACUCCUUCCACAUCCGCCAUAUCACGCAGUGCACUCACCCAUACCUCACCACGCUCACGCACUCCUUCCACACCCGUCCUAUCUACCAGUAUAUUCACCCAUACCUCACCACGCUCACGCACUACUUCCACACCCGCCAUAUCACCAACUAACCUCACCAGGCACCCCGUCUUCGGACCCACCAACAUCUCCUCUCCUCCCAGCCUCCCGCUUUUGGGUAUACACUGAGGAAGACAUGACCCCCCAAAAUAAAUUUGAAGAAAAGGGAGGGAAGCGCAUCCGCUUCCCCAAAAAACGUCUAGACCUAUGAAAAGAUAGUAUCCCACAUAAUUUUAAUCAAGAAAUAUCACAUCGGUCCGUAACAGAAAGGUUAGCGAUUAAUCCUACACUCGAUUUACAAGAUUGAAUGUGUACAUUGUAGUCAAUGCAAUCAAUCGUAGAAAACUGUUCUACGAUCAUUGCUAAGCUUUGUGUUGCGGGCCCCUGAUCAUAAAACCCUACCCACAUGAUCCAAUAGCUCCAUGCUCAGAUCAUGUUAAAAAUUAAAUUGUCAAGCAUGUGGUAAAUGAUUAGUUUGUGUAUACACCAAGAGAAUAUCACUGCAUAUCAAGUUGUUUUCUUUUUUAAUGAUUGCAUAGUAUACUGUAAUUUCGGUUUAUGCUGUUCUCGGGUUUUCUUACUUCUCUCUUUUUAAUUUAUUUUCUUGUUGCUGUUAUUGGACAUGUGUAAUUAUGUAUGACAUGUCGGGUAAAUAAUGAUAUCAUUUAGUUUUGUUUUUAAAGAUUUAGAAAAAUGUACCUUGAACUAAAUGAGAAUAUUUCAUAUAGUAACUUUUGUGUCAAUUGCGUAUGACAAGCUUUUGCUUUAAAAGACAAUUCUUUCCCAGCCCCCAAAAAUUAUGUUAAUGAAUUGAAAAAUAAUGUCAAGCAAUAUAGGAUUAAAAUGAAAAAGGUUAUGGACUUUUAUCUUCUUGCAUAUUUGUUGAUAAUGGUUUGCACGUUAAGAUCAGAAUAAUAAUUAAGGAAAUCGGUGAGAUCACACACUCUCUUUUGUAUUUCAUUUAAGUAUAUAUGUACUUGUCAUAUAUUUCAGAUUUCAUAAUUAGGAAACAUAUUAUAUGGCACAUAAUACGCACCGUAUAUUAUUCAAGGAGAAAAUUAAGAUAUUCCACAUAUCUCACAAUAAAAUAAACAAAAUGAAUAUUGUGACUUGCUGAUGUCAUUGGUUUCACAUUUGCAUACUGACCUGGACGUGCAUAUGAAUGUCUAUUUGUUCAUAGGUGAGAUUUCAAAGCGUCAACAUUUUCGCAUUUUACAUCCGAUUUCGAUUAAAUUUGCAUAAUUUUUCUCUUAUUCAUUCAGAACAACAACUUUUUGUUAAGGCUAAGUUCGGUCCAAUGAAAAAUAGAUUUAAAAAAAAAUUGCUGGGUCAAGCGAUGACAACUCCAUAAAAAUAAUACGUAAUUAUACUUUAUUAACUGUGUUCACACGCUGCAUCGGCUCACGGUGCAGACCCGCUAGCGGAUGCAGACUCGGCUGGUGGAUUAUCUUGCGUCGCGUUUAUAUACACGCUGAACAAAAUAACAUUUCCAUUCUGCUAUAUAAAUGUGUUUAUUAAUUUAAUGAGUUUUAUUCCGGGGUUCUCAUUUUUUCAAGCAAUCUGCUUAUAAUGACAAUCCUUCUCCUGCAAACUGUAAAUGUUAUAUUUUUUUUAUUUUUGGUAGUAGAUCAUAUUUGUUUAGAAUGACUUUUAUUUAGUUUUUUAUGAUUCAUAUCAAAAUCAAUUACCAACACAUUAUGUUUGCUAAGUAAUGAAAAUUGAGAUGUAUACGACUGUUAUUGAUGCAGAAAAAAAAUAAUUAAUCAAAUCAAACGUUUUCUUAUGAAAAGAGCACAGAGCUGAUAUAUGUAAUGUCGGGUAGUGAUUAAAAGUAUUGUACUUAAUAGGACUGGUCAAACCAAACAAAAAGCUGAUUUGAAUGGAUAACACACAUUGGCUAUUCCUUUGGUAUUCUUAUCCGAAAACUAAAAAUUUAAUCAUAUAGGUUGGUUGGUUGCUACGAAUGGCCAUUGCACAUUUACGAUCAGUGAUUGUUUCACAGUGAGAACAAAUGAAAGGGGAAGUUCAAACCGAAGAAAAGUUUGUUGUAAAGAUAGCAUAAAAGUCAUAAUGACUAUUGGUGAAGGUUUGAGGGAAAUCUGUUAACGAUUAAGAAGUUUAUUACAAUUGUACGUUCUUUAUUCUACGAAAACGUUAAACGAAAAGGUGCCCCACAUGUUAUCUAAUAUCUAAUGCAUGAAUUUCAUUUUUUUAAUGUAUCCUGAUGGCAUAUUUUUGUUUUCUUUUCAUGAUUGUGAAAUAAUUUGUCUAUUGAUAUACAAAAGGUGCACUGAAAACCAUUUUUAAUUUUCUGAGAAAAUGACAUUCAUUGAUUUUUUACCAUUCGCUUGCCGGAAUGCUGCUCGCACAUGACGUCAAAUCGAAUGACUAAAAUUCUAAUAACAUUUUUUGAUACUUUGAUGGAUUUGUCUACGAAAAAUCAGCAACAUUUUGUAUUCUUUUUUUGUUGUUGAUAUUCUAACAAUAUUGUUUGUCUGGUUGAACUUCCCCUUUGAAUUAAUCCAUAUUUCAUGUUACAAAAUGCCAAGCAAAUAAUGAGUGACGUCACUGGCCAGGAUGUGAAAGUAAAAUAAGAUUUGAAAUUUCAUAAAUGUCUCACUUUAUACCUGAUUGAAAUUUUCAGAAUUAUGCCUCUAUGAUUUGUUCUCUGAAUAGUUUUUUUUUUGAUAAUGUUAGGGUGGGCUUGUUAAGAAGAGCUGACAGCUUUUAGACCACAAGACCACUGAUUCCCUUUAUAUUCCACAUGCAUGUACAUGUGAUUUAAACAGGUACAGAACAAAAAUGCCAAUCAGGAAAGAAAAUGUAAAUCUUUGUAUUUUUUUACAAUUUAUUUUUAACUUUUCAUUGUUCAUGAUAUUCAUAUUUUUUGUUCAUGAUUUUUUGUUAUAAAGAAAGACCAAACGCAAAUGAUAUUGUAAUGAAUGAAAGAUCGAUUAUUAAAACCAACUUUGUAUAUAUUUUGAA